This is a messenger RNA of Erinaceus europaeus (western European hedgehog), 1649 nucleotides long. It is a transcript of the gene PLA2G7, whose product is annotated as phospholipase A2 group VII. NCBI's taxonomy places the organism in Eukaryota, Metazoa, Chordata, Mammalia, Eulipotyphla, Erinaceidae. Gene Ontology annotation, molecular function: 1-alkyl-2-acetylglycerophosphocholine esterase activity. The record is from RefSeq and is a predicted model, not a curated record.
AAGGUUGAGUUGAAUGAGCUUAACUUCCAAGAUGUUGCCACACAAAGUCCAUUCACUUUUCUGCCUCUGUGGCUGCCUCAUACUGGUUCAUACUUUGGAAUGGCAAGAUGUAAAUCCUGUUGCCCAUGUUAAAUCAUCAGCAUGGUUUAAUAAAAUACAGACUGUACUCGCUGCUGAAAAUUCUGGCCUAACUAAGAUCCCCAGUGGAGAUGGACCCUAUUCUGUUGGUUGUACAGAUUUGAUGUUUGAUUAUACUGAAACGAGCACAUUCAUGCGUUUGUAUUAUCCAUCCCAAGGUGGUGAUCACUCAGAAACUGUUUGGAUUCCAAAUGAAGAAUAUUUUUUUGGUCUUAGUAAAUUUCUUGGAUCACACUGGAUGAUAAGCAAAAUUUUGAAUUUAUUAUAUGGCUCAGUAACAAUUCCUGCAGCCUGGAAUUCUCCUCUGCGAACUGGUGAAAAAUAUCCACUAGUUGUUUUUUCUCAUGGUCUUGGAGCAUUCAGGACACUUUAUUCUGCUAUUGGCAUGGACCUAGCAUCUCAUGGGUUUAUAGUUGCUACUGUAGAACACAGAGAUGAAUCUGCAUCAGCAACUUACUAUUUCCAGAAUGAGUCUGCUGCAGAAAUAGGGAGCACGUCUUGGAUCUAUGUUAAAAAAAAGGAGGGACAUCUUGAAAGAAAUAUUCAGGUACGACAGAGAGCAAUGGAGUGUUCUCAAGUUCUCAAUUUCAUUCUUGACAUUGAUCAUGGAAAGCCAGUGAAGAAUAUAUUAGAUGUAGAGUUUGAUGUAAAACAAAUGAAGGGUUCUGUUGAUAGGAAUAAAAUAGCAAUAAUUGGACAUUCUUUUGGUGGUGCUACAGUUAUGCAGACUCUUAGUGAAGACCAGAGAUUCAGGUGUGGGAUAGCCCUGGAUGCAUGGAUGUAUCCAUUGGGUGAUGAAGUGUAUACCAGAAUUCCUCAGCCCCUCUUUUUUAUCAACUCUGAGAGCUUCCAGACUCGUGAGAAUAUUGAAAAGAUCAAAAAGAGCUACUUACCUGGUAAAGAAAGAAAAAUAAUUACAAUCAAGGGUUCAGUCCAUCAUAAUUUUGAUGAUUUUACUUUUGUGACUGGAAAAAUAAUUGGAAAAUUACUCAUAUUAAAAGGCAAUAUAGAUUCAAAUAUAGCUAUUAACCUUACCAACAAAGCUUCAUUGGCAUUUUUACAAAAGCACCUAGGACUUCAGAAAGAUUUUGAUCAGUGGAACUACUUGAUUGAAGGAGAAGAUGAAAACCUUAUUCCGGGGACCAACGUUAACAACAACAAAAAUAUACUUCUAAAGACUAUCACAUGAAUAGAGAAAUAGAAUAUAAUUUGGAGGAGCUUUAAAAAUGUGUUAAAAACUAAAACUGUAGGUAUGUGAUUUUAAUGCUUUAAAACUAAUGUACUUUAAAAUGUAUACUAUACCACUAUAGUGAAUGAAAUUUGGGCUAAUAUAUUUUUCUUCAAAUGUGAAGAAGGUGUGCCUCAUAAAAAACCACUAUCAGUAUAAAUUUAUGAUCUUCCUCAGUGCUAGACACUUGGCUUGGGGAGAUACGAAACUGUACCUGCAUGACAACAGCAAUUUUGUUAAUCAACAUUUCAUUAAAUUCAUGUGGCUGAAACAAAAAUUAAAA